Molecule: messenger RNA, 894 nt
Organism: Trichoderma reesei QM6a
Lineage: Eukaryota; Fungi; Ascomycota; Sordariomycetes; Hypocreales; Hypocreaceae
Exons: 6
Coding region: 1-894 (297 amino acids)
Source: RefSeq, a predicted model, not a curated record
AUGUCCGAGUCCGCGCCUACACCCACCAUCACCGUGACAGAGCCUGAACGCGUCUACGAUGCGCAGCCAAAGUCCCUCCCCGCCAUGACACACAAGAGUUACCUGUCACUCGUCUUCUUCACGACAGCCUGGCUUCCGUUCGUCUUCAAGUGCGCCGCUACGAAGACUUCGAUGCUCAAUCUCGCCUGCAUGUCUCCCGCCUCAUCCCGGGCUACCACUACCAGAGCAGCCACUUUAAACCAAACAGUCACCAGCAUAACAAUCUCGGCAGAGCUACUCGCCCCAAGGACGGCCAAUGAGCGAGUACCGCAGGCCGCGACGUUGCCUGGCUAUAUGUGCAGGCGAAUCCGUAGACUACCUGCUGCGUCGUGUCGGGCUGAAACUCAUCGCUGGAGCUCUCAAAGAAGAAUCGUUGUCUUUCCAGUGAAUAAUCCACCACUGUGGUGUCUCUCUGAUCAAGAGUCAUGCUCGGUUGAAAUAAGAUUCGACAACUUGAGCUCUCACUCUCCGUUUGAUUCGAAUUACGCUCUCCUUAACUCAACAAAAGCUGCCUUGAUCAUGCAAAUGUUCCCUAGGUAUGCCGAAACAACCAAACACGGUAUACCUCGAUUGAAAAUCUGCUCAUGGGAGUUGCCACUUCUCCUCUGGACGUCAAACAAACAUGCCAUUCAGGAGAGGCAACCACACCAAUCACUUAAAAAGGAGCACAUCCCAACACCCCUUGAAGUCUUUCGCCACAAGCAUCGGCCCUUCGCAAAGAAUCGUUAUCACGACACCUCCCAUGGCUUGAACUCGAGUCGUAUAAUACAAACCCCAGAAAGUCAAAAAACACGACUAUGCACAAACAAGUUCCCAUAUCCCCUCACGUCAAAAAGAGGGACAGCUACAAUCUGA